Aspergillus japonicus CBS 114.51 is the source of this 920-nucleotide messenger RNA. RefSeq lists its product as uncharacterized. The coding region runs from base 404 to 751 and encodes 115 amino acids. The transcript has a single exon. The record is from RefSeq and is a predicted model, not a curated record. Lineage: Eukaryota; Fungi; Ascomycota; Eurotiomycetes; Eurotiales; Aspergillaceae.
AGCGGACUCGGUGUGAGAAUCUGUCACUCGGCAAGCCGAGCCGGAUGGAUCUAGCGACGUCGGUCUCGGGUUGCCGAAGGGCUUCGGGGAAGGGGGAGGGGGGUUUGUUUAGUACCUUUUUUUUUUAGCCUUAUCUUUUCGGCUUUUUCCACGCAGGGGACGGGAACCGGCUGGUCCUCGCCAUCGAUCCCCUACACGUGGUGAUAUUGGGCCAAUCAGGGUGAACAAGAGGGGGGGAUGCUCACAAUCCCAGAUCGACAGAUAGGGAAUCUGAUCUCUUACUCCAGCUACCCUGAACGUUCCAGUUCGCAGAUAGCAUUUCCCUAAACUGUCGGGCAGUUGCGAUUUCGGGGCCAUUUCCCCUUAGCUUCCACUGUCAAUCCCACCGCCUCGCCGCUCGGGGAUGUAUGCACGUCAGCGUGCGUGGACCGUGGACUGGGCUCCUCAAAAUUGGGACAAAACCUUGAGCAAGAUGUCUGGCGUGCAGACCGGCUGGUACAUAGAAGAUAUUCGGCAAUUAGGGAGAGAGUCCAUUGUGGACCUGACAGGGAUCUUCCCUGCCGUAAGCGGCCUAAGACGUAAAACGAAGAGAGGCGAUUGCACUGGCGCGCCCGAGGUAUAUACUACGCAGAUUGUAGGUGUCGUAAUCGUUGCUGCCAGAUAUUCUUAUGCUUCUUUGCGCUUCGACAUGUCGUUCCUGACGCCACUUUUUUUUUUGGUGGUGAUGCGUGCGUGGGUUGGUUACAACUGAAUGUCUGAAACCUUGGUUUUGAGUAUGACGCUGAACUUGGACGUUGUGUUUGGAAUUCUCAUUUCUCACCGCUUGUACUGGAUUGGACUGUUGGCAUCCACUAUGAGGGUGAGGGUGAGGGUGAGGGUAUGAUCUCAUCAGCCGCAGGGAAUUACACCUCCAGCGAGUC